CAAAUUCAAACUUAAAUUUACACUGUGCGUUCAAAGUUCAACUUAAAGUUUUUAUCAGUUUUAUUUCACUUCUUGAAGUCCACUGAGAAGUAGCCAAGUAUAUUUAAAAUGGCUUCAGUGAGUGCCCUCACCCGAGUGAUCCUUGGAAAGACCGCGCUCAACGCGCGAGCGGUCGCCCCCAAUGCCGGCUUCGUCAAAUUCUAUAGUGCAGCGCCAGCCUACGAGAACAUAAAGACGGAGGUGGUGGGCAGCAAGAAGAAUGUGGGUCUGAUCCAGCUGCACCGGCCGAAGGCUCUCAACGCGCUGUGCAAGCCUCUGUUCGUGGAGUUGGGGAAGGCUGUCGUGGACUUCGACAAGGAUGACAGCAUCGCCGCCAUUGUUAUCACAGGCAGCGAGAAGGCGUUCGCGGCCGGCGCGGACAUCAAGGAGAUGCAGAACAACACGUACAGCUCCAACAACAAGGGCGGCUUCCUGCGCGAGUGGGAGGACAUCAGCAACUGUGGGAAACCAGUUAUUGCGGCGGUCAACGGGUUCGCGCUUGGCGGCGGCUGCGAGCUAGCCAUGCUGUGCGACAUCAUCUACGCGGGUGAGAAGGCCAAGUUCGGGCAGCCCGAGAUCAACAUCGGCACCAUCCCCGGCGCGGGCGGCACCCAGCGCCUGCCCAGAUACGUGGGCAAGAGCAAGGCCAUGGAGAUCGUGCUGACUGGCAACUUCAUUGAUGCUCAUGAGGCGGAGAAGAUGGGUCUAGUCAGCAAAGUAUUCCCCGUGGACAAGCUCCUCGAGGAAACCAUCAAGCUCGCGGAGCGCAUCGGCACGCACUCCCCCCUGAUCGUGAAGCUGGCCAAGCAAGCGGUGAACCAGGCGUACGAGACCACACUCAAGUCCGGCCUGCAGUUCGAGAAGAGCAUCUUCUAUGGGACUUUUGCCACUGAAGACCGUAAAGAAGGCAUGACCGCAUUUAUUGAGAAGAGAGCGCCCAACUUCAAGAAUGAAUAGUUGUAUUUCCUAUGUACAAUCAUGUAUGUAUCGAGAAUGGUGAUUAAAAGUGUUAUGUAUCUUUGUAUGUAUAAUGUAAGAGAAAAUCUAUGUAAAUGUGUAUCGAAUUUACAACAUAUUGAUAUUUUAUUAUAGUUAAGCUACUUUAUACAACGUUUACAAGUUAUUAAAUUUUAAAUGUUUAUUA
This is a messenger RNA of Plutella xylostella (diamondback moth), 1183 nucleotides long. It is a transcript of the gene Echs1, whose product is annotated as Enoyl-CoA hydratase, short chain 1. Gene Ontology annotation, cellular component: mitochondrion. Gene Ontology annotation, biological process: fatty acid beta-oxidation. The record is from RefSeq and is a predicted model, not a curated record. Gene Ontology annotation, molecular function: catalytic activity. Lineage: Eukaryota; Metazoa; Arthropoda; Insecta; Lepidoptera; Plutellidae.